Messenger RNA from Cynara cardunculus var. scolymus (artichoke), 1829 nucleotides. RefSeq names its product aspartic proteinase-like protein 2. Gene Ontology annotation, biological process: proteolysis. The record is from RefSeq and is a predicted model, not a curated record. Gene Ontology annotation, molecular function: aspartic-type endopeptidase activity. Bases 134 to 1624 code for a protein of 496 amino acids. Lineage: Eukaryota; Viridiplantae; Streptophyta; Magnoliopsida; Asterales; Asteraceae. The transcript is spliced from 10 exons.
UGUGAGCAACCGCUUAUCUAAUUCGAUUCAAGUAUAUAUAUACCCACAAUAUCGCUAUAUAUUGAUCUCUAUGGUUAUUGUUGCAUAGCAAAAUUGAAAAACAGGAAGCAUUUGGGGUUAAUUCGUUGUAGAAAUGCCGGUGAAACCUGGUGUUGUGUUAUUGAUCGUCUUCUUGGUGGCGGUUACAGCGGUUUCGGUGGCGUAUGAGAGCAGAAGUGAAUAUUCGACGAGGAUUUUAACUCUGGCGAGGGCCUUUCCGGCGAACGAGACAGUUGAGUUGGAAAUCCUCAAGGCACGUGACCAUGUCAGACACUCCCGAAUCCUGCAAGGCUUCGCCGGCGGCGUUGUUGACUUCAAUGUUUUCGGUACCUCCGAUCCUUACUACGGCGGAUUGUACUUUACAAAAGUGAAGUUAGGCUCUCCUCCAAGAGAAUUCAACGUGCAGAUUGAUACUGGAAGUGACAUCUUAUGGGUUUCUUGUAGUUCUUGCAGUGGUUGUCCUGAAACAAGUGGAUUUGGUUUUCCGCUCAAUUUCUUUGAUGCUCCAAGUUCUUCAACUGCUUCCAUGGUGUCCUGUUCAGAUUCCAUGUGUUCUUCUAAUAUCAAAACUGUGGAUGCUUUAUGUUCUGAUCAAGGCGAUCAAUGUGGUUACGAGUUUCAGUAUGCAGAUGAUAGUGGGACUUCUGGUUAUUAUGUUACCGAUUUGCUAUAUUUUGAUACAGUUGUGGACCCUUCCAUGAUUACCAACUCUUCAGCUUCUGUUACUUUUGGGUGCAGUACCUAUCAAUCUGGUAGCUUAACUAAAUCAGAUAAAGCGAUGGAUGGGAUUUUUGGAUUCGGGCAACAUAGUCUAUCUAUUAUAUCACAACUAUCCUCUCAAGGGAUCACUCCAAAAGUAUUCUCCCACUGUUUACGAGGAGAUGGAAAUGGCGGUGGCAAACUUGUUCUUGGUGAGAUAUUGGCUCCAACCAUGGUUUAUAGUCCCCUUGUCCCAUCACAGCCUCAUUACAAUCUGGAUCUGCAGAGCAUCAGUGUCGGCGAGCAGUUGUUGCCAAUUGAUGGAGCAGUUUUUGCAACGUCCGAUGAUCAAGGAACCAUUGUCGAUACUGGAACAACAUUGACAUAUCUUGUUGCCCAAGCAUUUGAUCCGUUUGUUGAUGCUAUAACUGCUGCUGUUUCGCAAUCAGUAACUCCGAUCCUUUCAAAGGGGAUCCAAUGCUAUUUAGUGGCAUCAAGAUCAAGUUUAACUGCGAUAUUUCCGAAGGUUUCCUUAAACUUUGCAGGCAGCGCAUCCAUGAUUCUUAAACCAGAGAACUACCUUGUACUAGGGGAUCCUGUUGAGGGUGGUAUUCCGUGGUGCAUUGGCUUUCAGAAAGCGACUAAUGGGGUAACGGUUCUUGGAGAUCUUGUUCUUAAAGAUAAGAUAUUUGUUUAUGAUUUAUCGAGAAAACGAAUUGGAUGGACCGAUUACGAUUGUUCGGCGGAUGUAAAUGUCUCCAUAAAGUCCAACAAGAACGAAUACGUCAAUGCAGAGUUGAACGAGAGCAUAUCAUCGAGUUUUACGAGUCUUGAAGCUCUUUUGAUGUUUAUACUAGUAGCAUCAUUUUGGUCUUUAUUAUGGUGAACCGAAACACGAUCUUCGGUCAAGAACUCCUUCAUUUUUUAGCUUUACACGUCGAUUCGAUUGGCCGUUCUUCAAUCGGGCUAUCGAGAUGCCACUGUUUUACGCCUUAGAGCCUUCGAGGUCUAAAUUUAUCCGAGUGUCUCUCUUUUAAUUUCCUGAAUUAAUCGACUUUGUAAGAGGACAACUUAAUAUUAAUCAUAUAGUU